Messenger RNA from Moneuplotes crassus, 1186 nucleotides. The record is from the annotation of a GenBank genome assembly. Lineage: Eukaryota; Ciliophora; Spirotrichea; Euplotida; Euplotidae.
UGUUAAAAUCUACAAUUUUGGUUAAAUCCUUCCAAAAAUAACAACCAUAGAUAUAGGUACCAACUUCGCUCCAAUAUCUACAGAUAAUGUUCAGAAUAGUCUUAUUCCAGGGCACAACAAAGGCUACUUAAACUCUAAGAAAUUAUUGGUACAGAAAUGUAAAUAAGCAAAGAAAACAAAUCAAAAAGUUUGAUAAAGAAGCCUCUGAUAAAAAUAAAAACAAACUAAGAAAACAGCUAGACAGAAUAACUCUCUCUCCAGUUGAUAGACCAGGCUUCACCAUGCCAAAGGUCAUAGCACCCAAAAUCCGCAAGAAGAAAGCUAGCAUUAUAAAGAAGACAGGUAUAAAAGAUUUCAAAAUGCCUGCUAUUAGGAACAGUUCUGUGGAGAAUAUUGUUGUUUCCGAUCCAAAAUCUCCAGGCGUCAAAAACACCUCUGUGCAGUUCAAUAUUCCUACUAACUUGACUCCCAAAAAUAAGCAGUUGGCUUUGAAGCAUCUUAAUAGCUUUAAGCUUGAUCCACAAGAUCUUAACCAGAUCCCUGAGAUUUCCUUUACUCGGAGAAGAAGUUUCUUCAGGGAGAGGUCUCCUAGCUUUAUCUCUUCAAGACUUAGCAUCACCAAGCCCAAACUUGACGAAAAUGAAAUCAAAAAUAUGAGGAUGGAACGUAUUUUUAAAAGUAUUCAAGAUCAGACAGAAAGAGGUGAACAACUGAAACUCACAGAAAUCGGACUUAAAGGUACUCCUUACCAUCAACUGCUUAUUGAAGAAGAGAGUCAAAAGCACUUUGUGAAGAAAAAGGACUUUGAGGAUAUCUUAGAAAUCGAGAAGAGAUUUACGCAGACAAUAAGAAACAGCAAGAGAGAUACUAUGAUCUACCAGAAGUUAGCCAAAGAUCUCUCCCUUGAUGGCCUUGAAGAAAGUUAUAAGUUGCCUAAGAGUUUAGUUUAUGAUAAAGAAUCAUAUAUCAACCCUAAAAAUACCUCCCACAGGUAUGCAAAUUCUAUUUCAAUGAAUUUGAUGAAUAAAGUAGCUAAGCUCAAUGAGACUAAUGUCCAGACACAUCUGAAGAAGCUUAAGUUCUCUAAUGGACUUUAUCAGCUAAGUCCUGUAGAUAGUAUCAAGAAGUUCAACAAUCGGCCUCUGAAUGAAAUCUAUAACGGAAAAUUGCAAAAAUAGCUAAUUCU